Molecule: messenger RNA, 1523 nt
Organism: Manis pentadactyla (Chinese pangolin)
Lineage: Eukaryota; Metazoa; Chordata; Mammalia; Pholidota; Manidae
Gene: MCUB
Product: mitochondrial calcium uniporter dominant negative subunit beta
Exons: 8
Coding region: 403-1383 (326 amino acids)
Biological process (GO): mitochondrial calcium ion homeostasis; calcium import into the mitochondrion
Cellular component (GO): mitochondrial inner membrane; uniplex complex
Molecular function (GO): calcium channel inhibitor activity
Source: RefSeq, a predicted model, not a curated record
GGCUGGCAUGCACAGACUGCUCCCAGAACACAGAGAACCCAGAAUUAACAGCGAGAUUGGAAAGGAACAGCUCGCAAGGUGUGAGCCAUCCGCUCUCGCUCGUUUCAGACGGGGCUUCAGAGGCAGAGAGGCCGGUCAAGCAUUCGCGCUGCCCCUCUGAGCCUAAGAUGCGGCAGCGCGGUUCACUUGCGCUUGCUUUCCCUCCCUCUUUUUUUUUUUUUUUUGGUCGGAGGAAAGAAAACAGCCUGCGGCCGGGGAGUGUACGAAGACGCGGAGUGGGAAGCGGGGCACACCCUCGGUGAGCCCGCCCCCAGCCCGCGGCGCCGCGAGACGGGCUGCACGCUCUGCGAGCGCCGCUCCCCGCCGCUGCGCGCCGACCCGAGCGGACCCGCGCCCGGCAGGAUGAGGCUCCCGUGGGGCCCCUGGCCGUGGCGCCCGCGGCUGCUGCGGCCGCGCACGCGCACGCCCCAGGUUUUGUGUGUGAAGCCCUGUGGAAAUCUGAAAUGCUAUCAGUCACAACUUUACAGUACAAUGGCGCCCCUUGAUGCAAUAACUGUCAAUCAUAGACAUGGCCUUCCCUUGAUAACUCUUACUUUGCCAUCCAGAAAAGAGCGCUGUCAAUUUGUAGUCAAACCAAUGUUAUCGACAGUUGGUUCAUUCCUUCAGGACGUACAAAAUGAAGAUAAAGGUGUCAAAACUGCAGCCAUCUUCACAGCAGAUGGCAGUGAAAUUCCAGCUUCGACCUUGAUGGAAAUUUUGCUAAUGAAUGAUUUUAAACUUGUUAUUAAUAAAAUAACAUAUGAUGUACAGUGCCCCAAGAAAGAAAACCUGAGUAGUGAGCAUUCAGCUCAGACGGACGACCUGAAAUCCUUGGUUCACAGACUGUUUACAGCCUUGCAUUUAGCAGAGUUUCAGAAGAAGAGAGAGCACCAUUUACUGGAGAAAAUUUACCACUUGAAGAGGCAGCUGGAGCCUCUGGAACAGAUAAAAGCUAGAAUUGAAGCUCGCUCAGAAGCCAAAACCAGUGGACUCCUGUGGGCCGGAUUAGCGCUGCUGUCCCUUCAGGGUGGGGCAAUGGCCUGGCUCACUUGGUGGGUGUACUCCUGGGAUAUCAUGGAACCAGUUACAUACUUCGUCACAUUUGAAAACUCCAUGGUCUUUUUUGCAUACUUCAUAGUCACUCGACAGGAUUAUACUUACUCAGCUAUUAAGAGUAGGCAGUUUCUUCACUUCUUCCAUAAGAAAUCAAAGCAACAGCAUUUUGAUGUGGUGCAAUACAAUAAGUUAAAAGAAGAUCUUGCUAAGGCUACAGAAUCCCUGAAAUGGGUGCAUCACUCUCUGCCUUUGAGAAUGCAAGUAGAGGACCUCAAUGAAAAGAAUUAAUCUUGUUCUUAAAUGUCAGUGAUUUUUCCAUUAUAUGUUGAAUCUGCAAUUUAGAAAGUCAAACUUUUUGAGUCCCAGAGUUCAUUUGAAUUUGACAGUUCCAAUCUGCUUUAUUAAUAAAAAAGGUCUUGGAAAACAGG